Balaenoptera acutorostrata (minke whale) is the source of this 1564-nucleotide messenger RNA. Its product is annotated as early activation antigen CD69. Gene Ontology annotation, cellular component: external side of plasma membrane. NCBI's taxonomy places the organism in Eukaryota, Metazoa, Chordata, Mammalia, Artiodactyla, Balaenopteridae. The coding region runs from base 70 to 672 and encodes 200 amino acids. The transcript is spliced from 5 exons. The record is from RefSeq and is a predicted model, not a curated record.
UCCAGCAAAGACUUUCACUACAGACUGGCUUGACCUGGGAUUAACCAAGGGAUCGUGACGAGGAUAAAGAUGAAUUCUGAAGAUUGUUCUGCAACAGAGACCAGCUCCUUGCAUCUGAAAAGAAGACAACAAAAUAAUGCCACCAGGCCCCAUUUUGCGGCAUAUCAUGAAGGGUCCAUUCAAGUUCCCAUCCCAUGUGCUGUAGUGAACGUGGUCUUCAUCACCACUCUAAUCAUAGCUCUCGUUGCUUUAUCAGUGGGCCAGUACAACUGUCCAGGCCAAUAUAUGUCCUCGGUGUCACCAAACACCCAUGUUUCUUCAUGCUCAGAUGAUUGGAUAGUAUACCAGGGGAAAUGCUACCUUAUUUCCAAGAAAACAAGGAACUGGACCUUGGCGCAAAACUUUUGCUCCAAACACAGUGCCACUCUUGCUGUCAUUGAUUCUGAAGAGGACAUGAUCUUUUUAAAACAACAUGUGGGUAGAACUGAACACUGGAUUGGGCUGAAAAAUGAAGCUGACCAAAUGUGGAAAUGGUCAAAUGGCAAAAAAUUUAAUAACUGGUUCAACCUUACAGGAUCUGAGAACUAUUGUGCAUUUCUGAACAGCACAGAGGUCAGCAGCACAGAAUGUGAAAAGAAUUUACACUGGAUAUGUAGCAAACCCUCCAAAUAAAGAGGAAUCAUAUUUGCUGAUAUACUAUUCUAUCAUGGAACUCAAGGAAAUGUGUGUUGACGAAAUGGCGCUCUAUGGUCAGAAGUUUCCCAUAAAGACUUUGUGAAAAAAACUUUUUACUAUUUUGGAAACUUUCUUCCAAACAAGACUGUGGAAAAAAGGGAGAAAAUUUCCAGGAAUAUCUGCACUGUGGAAUACUUCUUCCAAGAGCUGAAAAUGUUACAGGUUGGCUGAUAAUUUUGUCCAAGAAUGAGAAAAAUGACUUCAAAGCUUUUGAAUGCACUUUAUAAUUUUUUAAUUCAGAAAUAAUAAGGUAACUAAGUUUAGAGUUAUUAUUUAUUGUUGAAUGACUGUGAACGAUGUGUGCCCUUCACGCAUUUGCACUGUAUGAAGGAAUUAGAUAGUAGUAUUAAAAACUGAAUGUAAACAAAUGAAAUUUUAACUGGCAACAGAGAUAUUUAGUCUAAAUGCAUUUUUUUUUAACUCAGAGGACAUAUAUAAAUGGGCAAAUGCUUAUGAAAUGAAGCUUUGUAAUGUUUCUCUCUUUUUAAAGAAGUUUGUCAAGUUACUUUGUCAUUUGCCCCCCAAAGAAUGGGGUGAUCAUAUUUUUUUUUUCACUUCUUCAGCAGAGACUUGUCUUUUUCAAUGGUACAUAAUUUAUUGCCUUAUACACAGUGUUUUACAGAGUUAAGGACAAAAACAAAGAAUAUGAGGAAUAUUUGUAAAACAGAUAAAAGUGUUGGAAAAUGUGCAAUAUGUGAUGUGGCAAAUCUCUAUCAGGAAAAAGUCUGUAUUGUUCAAAUACUAGUCCUAUCUGAUUAUAACCUUGUGCCUUUCCUGAUCUAUUCUAUCAUGUGCAAUACUUCAUGUGAAGUAUUUUCUAAGUGCAAUA